AUGGACAUAACUAUUCCAGGUAUUGAUGUUGUGCGAGCCGAGUUGAAGAAGAUAAUGAGUGGAGUACAGAGGUACACCAUACUGAGCCUUUCAGAAGAAAAGCCCACUUCUCUGUCGAUUGUAAAGAGCGGAGGAUGUGCAGAGGCGGUGGGUGGCAACAAGAGGUACACAGUAGAGGAGCUGCGGAGGAUAUUUGAGGAGUUUUCGUCUAAUGUUCAAGAUAAUGUGCCGUGCUUUGCAAUAUACGACUUUGUUUAUUUUGAUGACGACAGGAUUCAGAAGAAGACGCUGUGCUUGGUGUCGUACAUACCUGAAAACCUUGCUCCUCAGAAGAAUGUGCCGUAUUCUACGAAUGCACUGAACUUGAAGGAUGUGCUUAAUAUUUCCAUGCACAUCUCAAUCAAGAGGAAGAUAGACCUUGAGUUUGAUAACUUUGUAGAAAAAUGUACUGCUUUGCGGAUGAAAUAA
Ordospora colligata OC4 is the source of this 468-nucleotide messenger RNA. RefSeq names its product putative actin depolymerization factor. The record is from RefSeq and is a predicted model, not a curated record. Gene Ontology annotation, molecular function: actin binding. NCBI's taxonomy places the organism in Eukaryota, Fungi, Microsporidia, Ordosporidae. The transcript has a single exon. Bases 1 to 468 code for a protein of 155 amino acids.